AAUACGCAACAUAAAAAAAAAACAUUCAUCAUGGCGACCCCCACAACCUUGAAUAUCGGCGAACCAGCUGAUGAACGAUCAGUUGAUGGCAGCAAUGCGCCUGUUAGUGAAUGUUCAUUUUCAGGGGAUAGGGACGCACCGAAUGAGGGGAAAAAAGAUAGAGAUGAUGACCAAGAUGACGUCUCUUCUCCCAGAAAAUCUAACAUUGAUGAUAUCGAGAACAUGAUAUUGAACAGUUUGAUGGGUUACGAAGACGACUAUCAGGAUCGGAACAAUGAAAUGCAAGAUUAUGAAAACGAAAGUCAAGACAGUGGUCGCUUUUUCCCAGAAUUUUUAAUUACUCCAAGUGACUUUGGAUAUAAAAUUGCACCAGGAGUAGGAUCUGUUUGUUAUGGAUACAUUUCGUUUGCUUGUAUGGAUCCACUAUGGUUUGGCAGAGCGUUUGGUGAUGUUCAUAAGCUAGUCAGCAAUGUUUUAUGGAUACAAGCUCAUCUUGGUAUUGGUCUUUAUAUAUUUUCUCGGCGUCAUAUCAGAAAACUCUCCACCAAUCGCGCCCUCUUCUACAGCAUUUUCGGAUCUGCUUUGUUUAAUUUUGGUUCCUGUAUGAUCUGGGGACUUGGUAGAACACUACUUCCUCCAUCUUCAACACUGCGAGUGGCAUUCAGUCUCAUCUCCAGCUGUCUCUUACUGUAUGCCGGACAAGACUAUUUACAAUAUGUUGACAACAGCUGUUCUGAAGUCGACUGAAUCAUUUAAUAUUGCUCAGGAAAAUUACAAUAAACUUUCUGGGAGUUUAGUUCAACAGGAUGCAAUUGUGUUAGUAUUUAUUAUACAUAAAAAAAAUUAAAAAUAGACAGACAUAAACAGACUAAAUAAAAUUUAGUUUACCUUGUAAGAAUUAUAAUCUCAUUGAAUCAAAAAGCUACUAGAUGGUAAACCUGGUUAGUGUAUAUGUACAAGACUGCUUUAUAGUUUUUUCACACCUUGUUUAGAGCUAGUCAGAUUUUGUUAAUUACUGUUUUUCAUUGUACACCAACAUGACAAAAUACUUGUAGGUGUUACCAGAUUUUUGUGCUGCUAGACAUUUUGUUACAGGCAAAAAUAAACUAUCAAUCCAAAGAAACAGCCUUCAUCCAGUGUAGAAAGAAUUUGUUACUAUUUAACUUAUAUUUGCAUUGAAUUCUUUACAUUGUGGUUUGCAUUUAACAUUCUAGUUUGACGGUUUUUACUGCAGUUUGGCCAAUAUUUACAUGCACUGCACAGUCAUUUUUCUACUUGGUAUUUUGUUUUUUAAUAAAUAUUCAAAUUACUGGUGCCAAUCAAAACUAUACACACAAAGUUAAGUAGAAAGGGUAUGGUUUAUUGAAAAGACCUUUAGAUAAUUUGUGUCAUUUUUAAAAUAAAUUAUUUUAUAAUGUGUACUCAAAACAUUUAUUUUAAAAUGGUGCUUAUUUCUUCCAUGUGGUUUUUACUUGUGAAGGUUCAUAAACAUAAUUUCACCCAAGUUUUAGUUUGAAAAAUUAGCCAAAGUGCAAACCUCUUAGAUUAUUGGUUGUGUUUUAAUAUUUCAAAUUUAACCAUUUAGUAUAUUUAUUAUGAUAAGAUAGUAAUGUUGAGAUAACUUCCACCUCUAAUCUUAAACUUGACGAUUCAGUUUGACAUCAUAUUUGGUGUUAAAGUACAUGGUAUUUAUUUAGAAUACAUUUUUAUUUUAGAAUAUUUUUAAAUACUCAUUUGUUUUGUUUUAAAUUUUUCCAACUUUUGUUGGUUACAUUAUAAUAAAGUUUGCUGGAGAAUUGUU
Molecule: messenger RNA, 1801 nt
Organism: Physella acuta
Lineage: Eukaryota; Metazoa; Mollusca; Gastropoda; Physidae
Source: RefSeq, a predicted model, not a curated record